AUCUCAUAAUUUCCUUUUGAAGCAGCAGGGAGGGAGGAAAGCAGAAACAGAAGAAAACAGGGACAGAGAAGAGGAGGAGCGUAUACACCUAUUACGUCAUUUAUGUGUCUCAAGAACAGAUUUAUUGUCCACUGGAGAAUCACUGCUAGGUUGUGUAUAUAAGCCAGUGUGUGUGUGUUGGGCUGGACUCACAAGAGAAAGAGAGAACGCUGACAAUUGGAUAUUUUCUACAACUGCUCAACCAACAUGUCUCAGCCAGGUCAGGAAGAAGAUGAACUGAUGCAGCGUCCUGAGGUGAGAGAAGAGGACCUCACUGAAACAAUAAACAAACUGGGCAGAAGUGGGCCGGCGAAGAGCAAGACGUUUGAAGUAAUGCAGGAGUGCGAGAAAGUUGGUAAAGCAGCUCCCUCUGUGUUCAGUGGAGUGAGGUCAGGAACUGAGACUGUUCUCAACGCACGCUCAGGUGGACCAAUCGGGAAGAAGCUGUAGGCUCCCUGACCAUGAUUGGACAACACGUUUAGAAUCUGUUGUUUUCGCACUGUGCUUUAGUCCACUAAAAGGCUUGUUAAAAGCACCUUUUUUUAGGGUGUUAUACAAUAUCCUAUCAUGUGUUUCACACUUAAUUACAAAACACAUAAUUAUGUUUGGUUAUGGCACAUUUAUUAUAGUGAUGGUUAACUUCCUUAGUUGUUCAAUGUUUCUUGAUGAACUAAUGAGAAAAAUAACAUUUUCUCAGAUUGUUUCUCUGUAUGAACAAGAUGGGGCUUUUCAAAAGUAGAGGGAGUAGUUUUGCAUUAAAUCACAGGGUGGCAGGUCCAUAAUAAUUAAGGUUUUAAUUUUUAUAAUGAAAUACCUAGCUCAACACAAAUUACAAAGGUCCCGGCAAUUUCUAUUACAUUUAAAACAAACCAAUUGAAAACAAAAAGUUCCAAUAUACUGAGUUGUUGUGUUUUAAUUUUUAAAAACAGAAUUUUUUUUCCUUCCAAUUAUUGCAGUCUGUCACAGAAGCAUUUAUCUACUAUUGCCAGUUGCAGGGUAAUAUUGAGAAAUACGAGAUGCAAGAAAUCUUUUGGAAAUCUGUUGUCAUCCAUCCUACUUUUCAUUGUAAGUGCCAGCAAUGUUAUACUUGUCAAUUUUGUAAUAAACAAUACCAACAAUAUAAAUGUAAA
This is a messenger RNA of Eleginops maclovinus (Patagonian blennie), 1169 nucleotides long. RefSeq names its product musculoskeletal, embryonic nuclear protein 1a (gene mustn1a). The record is from RefSeq and is a predicted model, not a curated record. Gene Ontology annotation, biological process: tissue regeneration; chondrocyte differentiation; chondrocyte proliferation. Gene Ontology annotation, cellular component: nucleus. The coding region runs from base 247 to 489 and encodes 80 amino acids. NCBI's taxonomy places the organism in Eukaryota, Metazoa, Chordata, Actinopteri, Perciformes, Eleginopidae. The transcript is spliced from 3 exons.